Penicillium cosmopolitanum is the source of this 1230-nucleotide messenger RNA. RefSeq lists its product as uncharacterized. The transcript is spliced from 3 exons. The record is from RefSeq and is a predicted model, not a curated record. NCBI's taxonomy places the organism in Eukaryota, Fungi, Ascomycota, Eurotiomycetes, Eurotiales, Aspergillaceae. Gene Ontology annotation, biological process: transmembrane transport. The coding region runs from base 1 to 1230 and encodes 409 amino acids. Gene Ontology annotation, molecular function: transmembrane transporter activity.
AUGUCAGAUUCAGAGGGGCUUCGGUGUGGAAACGGAUGGCGCUCUUCGAGAUUUCUGAUCAUUGGAACGGCCUGUCUGGCCUUGUUCACAGAAACGCUUCUCUAUGGCUUCGUGGUCCCAAUCCUGCCUUAUAUGCUAGAAACUCGCUUGAAACAAGACCCAGAUUUAACUCAGCGCACCACAUCUGGUCUGCUCAGUGUCCAUGGAUUUGCGACUCUCAUUCUCACACCCCUUGUCGCCAUCGCCGCUGAUAGGACGCCAAGUCGCAAAACUCCUCUUAUCAUUGCUCUUAUUGUCUGCCUGGGAGGAACUAUCCUAGUGGCGCUGACUCCUGAUUUAUCGUCUAUCUAUGUCGGCCGAAUCCUUCAAGGCGUUUCGGGCUCUGCAGCCUGGAUUAUUUGUCUGGCGAUGUUGACAGACUGCGCCAAAGAAGGACAAGUGGGAAGAAUGAUGGGGCUUAGCAUGUCAAUCGUCCUAUCAGGCACAGUCGGAGGACCAACCGUUGCAGGAGCAAUGCUACAAUGGGCGGGAUAUUGGCCGGCCUGGUCGGUACCCAUUGGGCUUAUUCUAAUCAACAUCGUCGCGCGGGUUAUCACCAAGGAUCUGCCAAAGCCAUCCGCUACAUCGACGCCUCCUUCUAGAGGUGGAGUAUCGAUAGAUGAACAGGAUUCACCAAGAAGAGAUGUCGAAGCCGCAGAAACAUCUCCACUCCUAUCUCAAUUGGUUAAUGCUCAUGGCACAACGUGCGAGGAUAAAGACGACCCUGAAGAUGUUGAAGUAUCUUUCUACUACGAAAUGCUCUGUGACUGUCGAGUCCUCGCCAGCAUUUCAACAACAACACUAUACUCAAUACUCAUCGCAGGGUUUAACACCACCUUGCCCGUUCAUCUUCGAACAAUCUUCAAUUGGGGGCCUUCCAAUGUAGGAACAAUGUUCCUUGUUCUACGGGUCCCUGCUAUUAUACUCGGUCCGCUAAUGGGCUGGACCCGCGAUCACAUUGGACUACGAUAUCCUACUACGGUAGGUUGGGCUCUCUUAGCACCUUUGAUGCUCUGUCUGGCUAUUCCUACCGGUCCAGAAAACCAUGGGAAGGCAUUCUACGUUACCUGCCUCACUUGCAUCGGAUUUGUCACCACUCUGGUUCAGGGAGCGGGCGUGUUACACACAAUCAGUAAGCAGAGUACCACGCUGGGCCGCUUUUAUUUUGCUUUCUGCACACUUGCAUACUGA